This is a messenger RNA of Toxorhynchites rutilus septentrionalis, 630 nucleotides long. Its product is annotated as probable ATP-dependent RNA helicase ddx42. The transcript has 2 exons. Bases 1 to 630 code for a protein of 209 amino acids. NCBI's taxonomy places the organism in Eukaryota, Metazoa, Arthropoda, Insecta, Diptera, Culicidae. The record is from RefSeq and is a predicted model, not a curated record.
AUGUCGACACCACCAUCACUUGAAAGUUUGAACGCAGCAAUCAGUGUCCUAGCACAACAAGUGACACAACUAAAUAACCAAGUUAACCCAACGCCGGAAGCUAAUUUCGCGCCAUUAGAAAUUAGAAACCCCACGACGGGGCACAUUGCUCAGGUGUCGCACGAGGAUCCGUUGGCUCUUCUAAAAACUAUAAACGACUACGAUGGAAACCCGAAUCUCCUUAACCAUUGGCUGAAUAAAUACCAGCAAGAAAUUAUCAAAGAAGAUCAUCCAACCAACCGAAUAACAAUUUUCAACAACAAAGACAAGAUCAAAGAUUUCAGUAUCAACAACAAGGUACUUUAUACCAACAACGACAACACCAACGAGAUUUCCAACCGUUUCAAAGACAACAACACAGUUUUGAGCUACGAGAAUUUCAACCAUUUCAAAGACAACAACGAAGUUUUGAGCAACGAGAAUUUCAACCAUUUCAAAGACAACAACGAGGUUUUGAACAACGAGAAUUUCAACCACAUCAACUGCGAGAUUUACAACAAUUACAACAACAACGAGAAGUCCAACCAUUCCAACAACAGCAACAUGAGAACCAACAGUUCCAGCAACAACUUCAGCGUGAUCGAGAGCUAA